UGUGAGUGAUUGCGUGUGUGCGCGUGAGGAGGAAAAAAAACUCUGUAGCCCCUCGCGCCGCACAUUCAAAUGCAAAUCCGCGCGAAUUCUAUAAGUAAGAGACAGAGAGUCUCACGCGCUGCAGAAACGACUCAGCUCUAGCAGCUCUACUGUUGACCGGACAUUACAACGUGUUUACCUCGAAAACUAACAGAACAAAUAAGUAACCUGCUGGAAAUGACCGCGGGGAGACCCAGCGCGAGCGCAAAGGAGGAGAGGAAGCUGAGGAAACCGCUAAUAGAGAGAAAACGACGAGAAAGAAUAAACCACUGCUUGGAUCAGCUCAGGGAGACGGUAGUUGGGGCGUUUAGACUCGAUCAGCAGUCCAAGCUGGAGAAAGCUGACAUCCUGGAGAUGACUGUUAAACACCUACAGAACAUCCAGAGCAGUAAAGUUAAUGAGCCUAUAUUGGACUCAGAGGCCCAGCAGAGGUACAGCACCGGCUACAUCCAGUGCAUGCAUGAAGUUCACAACCUGCUGCUGUCCUGCAACUGGAUGGACAAAACACUUGGCUCGCGGCUGCUCAACCACCUGCUCAAGUCGCUGCCCAGGUCAACAGCUGAAUGCUCCAGGAGACCCAAACCCAGCUUCGCUGACCAUGAUAGCCAAGUCCAAUACAUUGGCAGUGGGGAAAAUGGUCAGAGGUCUUGCCCUGCUUCUCCUGUAAUGGAUAGCAAUGGGCCCCCUCUAAGUAGGCCUCAACCUACUGAGAGCCCACAGCUGACAACUCUGGAGAUGUGGAGGCCCUGGUGACAAAUUCAGUGUGGAAACUGUAUGUGCACUGCAAAAAAUGAUAUCUUGGCAAGUGAAAGCAUCUUAAAUGUAUGCAACGUAUCUUUUUUUACCUAUAUGAAGUGAUAUUUACUGGUCUACAACUGUCAAACACAUUAUAAAUUACAUUGGAAUAUCAAGUAUAUGAUUAUUUAGUAGUAAUGGAAUCAUCUACCAAUUAUUUUGAUGAUUAAUUGACCCAAUUUCCAUGCAUUUUAUAAUAGCAAACAUUAAAAUUGACUUUAUAUAUUAUGCUUUGUAACAACCAAUAUACACAUAUUUGUGAGAUCCUGCUGGUGUGGGUGUCCUCUCUUUCAGUGGUGCACACUUGAAUGCCCCCCCCUUCAAACUUCUGAACAUGAUUUUGUAAAAACCUUCAGAUACCAUAUUUGUCGUUCAGAUUGCAAAGUUCAGUCGAAGAUUAGUAGAGAAUAUAUAUCGAUUAUUUUUUAAUUGAGUUAACCUUUUUUAUCAACUAGUCGUAACAGUCCUACCAGGGACUUCAGCUAACAAAGUAUAAAAGGUAAAUUUUGAUUUCAGGUUGACUUUAAAAUAAGUAAAAAUGUCUACAAAUAGGUUGAAUAAUCUCAUAACAACCUUGUAGUCAGGAAUAGAUGUAUUGCCUACAUUGCUUUCAAUGGCCAAAAUAGGAUUUUUUGCAGGGUAUAUUUGUGUAUGUAUGUAUUAAACGCUGUUGCUUUCAUGCAAUAACAUGCAUACACUGUAUACAUGCAUAUAAUUACAUAAGCCGGUGAGUUCCUGUAUGACACUGUGUUUGUGUGUUAUGCACUGUAUGCAUUUGGCUACAUUAUUAGG
Molecule: messenger RNA, 1626 nt
Organism: Colossoma macropomum (tambaqui)
Lineage: Eukaryota; Metazoa; Chordata; Actinopteri; Characiformes; Serrasalmidae
Gene: her8.2
Product: hairy-related 8.2
Exons: 4
Coding region: 217-792 (191 amino acids)
Biological process (GO): anterior/posterior pattern specification; regulation of transcription by RNA polymerase II; regulation of neurogenesis
Cellular component (GO): nucleus
Molecular function (GO): protein dimerization activity; RNA polymerase II cis-regulatory region sequence-specific DNA binding; DNA-binding transcription factor activity, RNA polymerase II-specific
Source: RefSeq, a predicted model, not a curated record